AUGUCUAGUAACAGAGCCUUUAGCAUGUUCGGUGGGGCCGGGGGAAGAGGCUCCAGGGUGUCCGUGGCCAGUCUGGAGGGGCUACGGAACGCGAUGCGUUCUGACCCAGAGAAUUCAAACGAUGUCUCUCCUGCCCCCGGGCCCGCCCCGGAUGAUAAGAAGACCAUGAAGGGUCUCAACGACCGUCUGUCCGGCUACCUGGGCAAGGUGAGGAACCUGGAGGAAGCCAACAAAGAUCUGGAGGACCAGAUUCAGGACAUCUUGGACAAGAGAGGAGACCCCAACGGCCGCGACUGGGAUGUGGUUGAGAAACCGUUGAAUGACCUCAGGAAGAAGCUCCGUGAUAUGACCAUGGAUAAUGCACGUUUGUUACUGCAAAUUGACAACACCAAACUGGCCAAUGAUGACUUCAAAAACAAGCUGGACAACGAGAAGCAGGCCAGGAAGACUGUGGAGCGGGACCUGAUUGGUCUGAAGAAGAUGAUUGACGACACCAACCUGAACCGCAUGCAGCUGGAGAGCCAGGUCGAGUCUGUGAUGGAAGAGCUCGCCGUCCUCAAGAAGGACCAUAAGGAUGACGUUGAUGAGCUGCGUAAGAAGAUCAAGGACUCCAACGUCCUCGUGGAGUUUGACUCCCAGGACAAUAACCUGAGUGAUACACUCAACAAGAUCCGCUCCCAGUACGAGAAACUGGCCAAGAAGAACCUCAAGGAUACCGACGACUGGUACCAGAGCAAGUUUGACAGCAUCAAGGUAGAGGUGGUUCAGAAUACUGAGGCUCUGCAUUCAGGCAAGAAUGAGCUCAAAGACCUGCGCAGACAGAGACACCUCCUGGAGAUAGACAUACAGUCUAUAAUGAGCUUGGUCCACUCCCACGAGGAAUCUCUGAAGGACACGGAUGGGCGGUACAACCGUGAGAUGACCCGCCUCAAUAAGAUCCUGCUGCAGUUGGAGGGAGAGCUGGUCCAGGUGAGGACGCAGGUGGAGAGGCAUGUGGAUGACUACCAGGAGCUGCUUCACGUCAAGAUGAAGCUGGAGGCCGAGAUCGAGAACUACCGCAGCCUAAUGCACGACAUCGCCCCCGACGACAGGUGA
Salvelinus namaycush (lake trout) is the source of this 1095-nucleotide messenger RNA. RefSeq lists its product as uncharacterized. Bases 1 to 1095 code for a protein of 364 amino acids. Gene Ontology annotation, molecular function: structural molecule activity. The transcript is spliced from 6 exons. The record is from RefSeq and is a predicted model, not a curated record. Lineage: Eukaryota; Metazoa; Chordata; Actinopteri; Salmoniformes; Salmonidae.